GGUCCGAGCGGUGGAGCGGCGAGCCGGACCUGGGUUAGCACUGAGGUGGCGGGGAUUUGGGGCGGCGAGGCAGCUGGACGUCCCGCGCCGGGCAGGGCAGAUGUUUCUGGACCAGAUGAAGCCCGAGGAACCUUCCAGCUGUAGAAUAAUAGGCCAGGAAGCCUUCUGAGUGUGGAUUUGCAGAAGACUUGCCCCACCUCUCCACACAAUGUCAGGAAACCACAUACCUUCUGCCAGUGGCCCCUUCUCAGCCCUGACUCCGAGCAUGUGGCCCCAGGAGAUCUUGGCCAAGUACACGCAGAAGGAAGAGUCAGUGGAACAGCCAGAGUUCUGCUACGAUGAGUUCGGUUUCCGCGUGGACAAGGAAGAUGGCGCCUCCCCCGGUCCCAGCAAGCUGCCCGGUGCGGCCCUGUUGGAGGACCCCCCGCAGAGGCUGCGGUGGCAGGCGCACCUGGAGUUCACCCACAACCACGACGUGGGGGAUCUCACCUGGGACAAGAUCGCCGUGUCUCUGCCCCGCUCAGAGAAGCUUCGCUCCCUGGUGCUGGCCGGCAUCCCACACAGCAUGAGGCCACAGCUGUGGAUGCGGCUCUCUGGGGCCCUGCAGAAGAAGCGGAGCUCCGAGCUGUCCUACCGAGAGAUGGUGAAGAACAGCUCCAAUGACGAGACCAUCGCUGCCAAACAGAUUGAGAAGGACCUGCUCCGCACCAUGCCCAGCAACGCCUGCUUCGCCAACGUGAGCAGCAUCGGGGUGCCCCGCCUGCGCAGGGUUCUCCGAGCCCUGGCCUGGCUCUACCCAGAGAUCGGCUACUGCCAGGGCACAGGCAUGGUGGCUGCCUGCCUCCUUCUGUUCCUGGAGGAGGAGGACGCUUUCUGGAUGAUGUGUGCCAUCACUGAGGACCUGCUCCCUGCGUCCUACUUCAGCACCACUCUGCUGGGCGUCCAGACCGACCAGCGGGUCCUGCGCCAUCUCAUCGUGCAGUACCUGCCCCGCUUGGACAAGCUGCUCCAGGAACACGACAUUGAACUGUCCCUGAUCACGCUGCACUGGUUCCUCACGGCCUUCGCCAGCGUGGUGCACAUCAGGGUGCUGCUGCGCCUCUGGGACCUGUUUUUCUACGAGGGCUCCCUGGUGCUGUUCCAGACCACGCUGGGCAUGCUGCGGCUCAAGGAAGAGGAGCUGGUCCAGUCGGAGAACUCGGCCUCCAUCUUCAACACACUGUCAGACAUACCUUCACAGAUUGAGGACGCGGAGCUGCUGCUGGGGGAGGCCAUGCGGCUGGCCGGCUCCCUCACGGAUGUGGCCGUGGAGACACAGCGUCGCAAGCACCUGGCUUACCUCAUUGCAGACCAGGGCCAGCUCCUGGGGACCAAUGCCACCACCAACCUCUCGCAGGUUGUGCGUCGCAGGACCCAGCGGAGGAAGUCCGGCAUCACCUCCCUGCUCUUCGGGGAGGACGACCUGGAGUCGCUCAAGGCCAAGAACAUCAAGCAGACGGAACUGGUAGCUGACCUCCGGGAAGCCAUCCUGCGCGUCGCACGCCAUUUCCAGUGCACAGACCCCAAAAACUGUAGUGUGGAGCUGAGCCCGGACUACAGCAUGGAGAGCCACCAGCGGGACCACGAGAACUACGUGGCGUGCUCACGCGGCCACCGGCGCCGGGCCAAGGCCCUGCUGGACUUCAAGCGACACGAUGACGAUGAGCUGGGCUUCCGCAAGAAUGACAUCAUCACGAUCAUCUCUCAAAAGGACGAGCACUGCUGGGUCGGGGAACUGAACGGCCUGAGAGGCUGGUUUCCAGCCAAGUUUGUGGAAGUCCUGGAUGAACGGAGUAAAGAGUACUCCAUCGCGGGGGAUGAUGCUGUGACAGAAGGGGUCACGGACCUUGUACGGGGGACCCUCUGCCCGGCUCUCAAGGCCCUGUUUGAACAUGGGCUGAAGAAGCCGUCCCUGCUCGGGGGCGCCUGUCACCCAUGGCUGUUUAUUGAGGAGGCAGCAGGCCGGGAGGUAGAGAGAGACUUUGACUCUGUGUACUCACGCCUGGUGCUGUGUAAGACGUACAGGUUGGAUGAAGAUGGCAAAGUCCUGACCCCAGAGGAGCUGCUCUACCGGGCUGUGCAGUCUGUGAACGUGACCCACGAUGCCGCGCACGCACAAAUGGACGUCAAGCUCCGGUCCCUUAUCUGCGUGGGGCUCAACGAGCAGGUGUUGCACCUGUGGCUGGAGGUGCUGUGCUCCAGCCUGCCGACCGUGGAGAAGUGGUAUCAGCCCUGGUCCUUCCUGCGCAGCCCCGGCUGGGUCCAGAUCAAGUGCGAGCUCCGCGUCCUCUGCUGCUUCGCCUUCAGCCUCUCCCAGGACUGGGAGCUUCCUGUGAAGAGAGAGGAGGAGAAGCAGCCCCUGAAGGAGGGUGUUCAGGACAUGCUGGUGAAGCACCACCUCUUCAGCUGGGACAUAGACGGGUGACGCUGCUCCUCCUCCAGCGGCCUUGUCGAGCCCGGGCUUCCCCCACCCUGGUGGCUCCCGAGCAGCCCCUUCCU
Lontra canadensis (Northern American river otter) is the source of this 2538-nucleotide messenger RNA. It is a transcript of the gene SGSM3, whose product is annotated as small G protein signaling modulator 3. The record is from RefSeq and is a predicted model, not a curated record. The transcript is spliced from 22 exons. Lineage: Eukaryota; Metazoa; Chordata; Mammalia; Carnivora; Mustelidae. Gene Ontology annotation, molecular function: protein binding. The coding region runs from base 209 to 2464 and encodes 751 amino acids.